AUGUUUACAUCUUCUGAGACUUUAUCUGGAGUCGAAGAGGUGUUGGUGUCUGUGGAGACAGGUGGACAGAACAGACGUCAGGUUACAGGAGUUCAGCCUCCAGAAUCGACACUUCUGGACCAACCCUGGAGGGACCUGGCCUGGGGAGACAGACUGAAGGAGCUUCAGUAUGUGCAGGAGUACAAACCGGUGAAAGAAGGCGUCAAGAACCUGCGAGUUCUCCUCUACGGACCUGUGGGAGCAGGGAAGUCCAGCUUCAUUGACUCUGUUAGCAGCAUCCUUCGAGGACGAAUGGCCAUCCCUGCUUUAGCCAGUUGCACCACCUCUGACAAAAGCUUCACCAAAAAAUAUGAAACUCAUAAAUUUAGUAAAGGAAGAGGAAGCUCUAAGACAUUCUACCCUCUGGUCUUCAAUGACAUCAUGGGUCUGGAAGACGGGACGAACUGUGGGGUUCAUGCUCAGGACAUCAUACUGGCCUUAAAGGGACACAUAAAGGAAGGCCACAAGUUCAACCCAGUAAGUCCAGUCUCGGAAGGUGAUUCAGGCUAUAACCCCAAUCCUUCUCCAGACGACAGAGUUCAUGUUCUCGCCUGUGUGAUUUCUGCCAACUCUCCACAAAUCAAUACAUCAGUUCUGGAGAAGAUGAGAAGCAUCAGAGAAAAGGCUAGUGACCUGGGAAUUCCCCAGAUGGCGAUCCUGACCAACAUUGACGGGGCCUGUCCGGAAACUGAGAAGGACCUGAGGAACGUGUACCGCAGCAAACACCUGAGGAAGAAGAUGACAGACGUCAGCGCUGCAGUGGGAAUCCCCAUGAACUGCAUGUUUCCUGUGAAGAACUACUGCGAAGAAAUCCAGCUAAAGAACGAGGUGGACAUCCUAAUCCUGAGCGCGCUCAGAAAAAUGGUCGACUUCGGAGACGAUUUCAUCGAAAACUUGUGA
This is a messenger RNA of Nematolebias whitei (Rio pearlfish), 939 nucleotides long. RefSeq names its product interferon-induced protein 44-like. The record is from RefSeq and is a predicted model, not a curated record. The transcript has 8 exons. The coding region runs from base 1 to 939 and encodes 312 amino acids. NCBI's taxonomy places the organism in Eukaryota, Metazoa, Chordata, Actinopteri, Cyprinodontiformes, Rivulidae.